UUCAACCACCUUACACUUCUUUUUAUGAAAACAACUCAAUAAGGUAAAUAAGGCUGGAAAUGACUGUAAAUAAGGGAGAAAAAGGACAAUUUCAGGCUAGACAUGUGAAAACAAAGAACUGAUGCCUAUUUCUUGGUUCACAUACAAAAAGUCAUAUUAAACCUCAGCCACUUUUAGCCAUCUGCAUUCAGCUAUGUCAUUAAAUGAAAAAUUAUCAUUUUAAUAAUUACCACUAUUGUCUAUACUUACUUCCUCCAAAUAAGAAAAAAGGUAAAUUAUCAAAAAUAUCUAGCUAUGCAUUCAGCGUUUUUUUAAAAACACAAAAUUUCACUCAAGAAAUCCUGAAAAAUCCUUGCCCAUAUUGGAUCACCACCAAGGGGUUAUCGAACCCCUAUCUCCAGAGUUAUAACCAAUGAGCUAGUACCAAAUCUAACGUGAAAAUUAAAAAUAUAUACAUACUUUUUGGUGAUAGUAAAGCAGCAAUGUUUAAACUUAGAACCCUGUGGAUUUACUUAGUUAGAAAAACAAAGACUUCAUGUCAACAUUACUUUUUCUAUCUACAAAACAUCAGUCAGUCAUGCCUUAUUUGGUGACAGAAGUGUUCAUUAAAAGAAGGACAUUAAGCCUUCUAUUCCAAAAUUCCUGCACAUAACCUCGAAGAAAAACGUAUUGAGAGAUUUCUUGCGAUGGUAUCACGAACAACCUUUGUUAACUACAGUUCUCAAAGUAGCUUCAUUUGAUAAAUUUUUUUGAUAAAGUGUUAAAGUUACACAUUUCUGUAAUUCUUUAAAAAUUUUGGUUCGUAUGUGGCCGACUUAAAAAAAUUAAAAGCACUGUUUUGCAUUUCGGGAAAAAUUCCAGCCAAUUCAAAAAUAAUUCUGAGGAGGUCAAGAGUUGGAUGAGUAUAUAUGGAGUAGGUCUUGUUACUAACUAGGGCGAUUAUGAAAUAGUUUUUUACUUACUUUAUAUAUCGGUUUAAAGCUAAUCGUUACCGUUGUUGACGUAUCGUUUCCGCAAGGUCUACUUUGCAGAAACGAAAUAACAUUUUGAUCGUUUCCGUCAGCCUCAAAUCACGGUAACAAUAGAGCGUUUUUCCAGACUCUACAAAUUUCCAGGCCUGAACUUUGUUAUCAACUACUAUUUUCCUUUUUUUAACCUGAUGCCUUUCAAUAUCUGAUACUGUAAGCACAUGUUAUUCAACACUUCUUUUGCUUUUUUAGUCCUACGAACCAGGAAAGUAUUAUUUCGCAUUGAUCAGAUACGUAUUAGUAUUUCUUCUGUAUACAGUAUUCCUUUAGUAACAAAUAUGAAAGUUGAAUAGAAUCGUUUUCUCGAUUAUUGCAUUUCCUGUUUUGGACAUUUAUAUUCAUAUUUUACCCUCAAACCCCCUGACGUGAGAAAAAAUAUCAUCAUAUUAGAAACAAAUGCUUUGAGAAUUAUUAAUUUUGUUUUAUUUUAAUGGGGGCAUUAUUAUGCACAAAAAAUGUUGAACAAGAGUUCCGCAGGUUCACUUUAAAUAACUAAUGAAUAAUUAAAUAUUCUCUUUUCAAUUUCUUGUAAAUAAUUACAGAUUGAAAGAAAAAACUUUGUUAACAAAUAUCUCUGAAUAAUUUUUUCGUAAAAUUUUCGGUUGUCUACUCUUCUUAAAAGGGAUCUGUCUCAAAAAUACAUUAGAUGAAGUCAUGAAACUUUCGUUUUUGACUUCACAAGUGUUUGAUCUCUAUUCGCGUGUCUCAUUUUAAUUUUUGGUCAGCGGAUUUGGGUGCAAAAGUGAUUGAAAGAGAAAAGAAAAAAAAGAGUUUUAUUUUUAUGAUCUUAUAAAUGAUUUACGGUAUAUUUUCCAAACGAUUAAUGUUGAGAAAAAAAGGGACACCUGAUUUAAAUUCAGACUAUGCUGAACAUGUGGACAUAUUUUUUUUUCUGUAAACUUGUAAACUUUUGAGACUAAUCCCUUCACAGUUGGCAACACCCACUUUUUAAGACUUUUGACUAUAUUUGUUUUUCUGUUACAACAUUUUAAUUUUUUUUUAUAAUAUUGUAGAACAAACUUUUGUUAACAAGUACAUAUAUACUUUUAUAAGGUUUUUUUAAAAGGAAAGUUGAAAAAAAUGCUUUAUACAGAAGAGGUGUAAUUUACCAUACUGCUACCUUAAAUAAUUAAAUUUGUAGUUGUGUAAUGUGUAAUAAAACAAAACAAUGUAGGAAUUUAGUUUCUUUUCCUUUCUUGCCUUAAGAACAAUCAAAUAGUAAUUGCCAGAGGAUGUUGACAGGCUAUAUCUUGAAACGGUAUUGGCAGCACUGAAAAAAUUUGCAUCACAAGUUGAUGUUUACAUGAUAAAAAGUCAUACAUUCAGAUAUAUGCAGAAAUUCUGUGCUGUUGUGAUAAUAAUAAAGUUUCUGAUAUUAUACAUAAAAAACGUGUGUUUCUGAUAUGCAUGCAGACAAAAAAGUGAUAUAUAAUUUCUUUUAUUAAUAACUAGACGAUAAGGCCCUUGGAGAAAUCCACUUAGGCAGAUGGACAAUGGAAAAAUAGGUUGUUUUAAAUGUUUUGUGGACAUCAGCAGUGCAGAUGAAAAAAAAAUCAUGUACUACAUGAUGGGAUCAUGUACUUUAGAAGGUUUUUUUGAUGACGUCAUCAACCCGUCCAUUCCAAAACCAAGGUACCCAAGUACCUUGGUUUGGGAAAAUUACCCAAAUUGGUCCUAGGUGGUCCCUAGUUACCCACACGGUGAAAAAUCAUUAACGCGCACUGUGAUGGCUUCAUUGAUUUAAUAUACUUUGUUUAAUGUAAAUUAAGGUUUGAUAAAUUACAGAACAAAUUUAUUGGUGAUGUUUUGUAGACUUUAUUAAAGAAAAUUGUGAAGAAUAUAAUCCACUUUGCAAAAGUAACAGACAGACAUACGGAAGCUCUGUAUUAUUAUAAGAGAUUACUAAUAGUUUUGUUAUCCAUCUAAUGGACCCCUUUUGCAUUCAUUAGGUUUGGAGGAGAGCAAAUGUUUUUCUUUUUUCCUAAAGACUGUUUUCAUAUUUUGCCAAUUUUUCCAAAAAAAUCGUAAAAAAAACUAAGGAGAUAUAUUUGAAAAUCAGAUGUUCAUUGCAUUUUGAUUUAUGAUGAAACAAAAGAACUGAAAAUAAAUGUGUCAUAUUAAAAGUGUCAAUCAAACAAAAAUUAAUUUACACAUACACCAUAAGAAGUAGCCCACCCAAAAUGCGAACUAUCUGUUCAGUAAAAAAUAUUAUAAUAAUGGAAUAAGGUAUAGCUUGUUUGCUGUGAUUGACCAGUGCAAAUCUAGACUUGUGCUUCUUGUUAAAUAUAAAUGGGGAUUUUUUCUAUAUUGGACUUGUUUGAGUUAAAUAUUUAUUUAACACUAAUAUUUUUUUAUACAUUUAUAAUAAUCUUUUUAUGUUAUUUUCAAUUAUUAUUUUAUAUUUUUGUUUCAAAUACAAAAAUUUUCUUUGGUAAAUGUGGAAACCAUUACCAGUUAACAAGCUUAAAAAAAGAUAGUUAACUUUCAUGUUUUUUGUUUUAAGAUAGGUUAAAGCGGUAAAACACGCAUUUUGCAAAUAAAUUUAAACAUCCAAACGCUAAUCAAAGAUUUCUGUGAACAUUACUUUUACUAAGUUUAUCCCAUUUCUAAAGGAAUAAUGAUAAUGUUAUAUUAAUGAAAAUCACUGUCCAUUUUAAUAAAAAGACAUUUUAAUAAAAAGACUGAAUUAUUUUUUACAGGGUGGCCACAAGUCAUGGAAUUUCUGGAAAUCAUGGAAAAGUCAUGGAAUUUUAUUUGGUCUGGAAAAAGUCAUGGAAAACAGGAUUUUCAUGAAAAAGUCAUGGAAAAGUCAUGGAAUUUCUUUUACCAAAUUCUGUGGCCACCCUGUUUUAAUAUCGUUCCUUAGAACGUUAGAAAAAAACUCUUAAUUUAUUAUUUUGGUCAACAAAGUGAUGUAUCACUUUGAGCACUCCCCUGGAUUUUAGACAUGCUGUUUACCUGUACUACAGCUGAUCCACCUGGAUGUGUGGCACGGUUUGAGCACUUAGCUAGUAACAUGAAUUUUCCAAUUUUCAAUUUAAUUUCAUGUUAAGUAAUGUCACAUAACACCAUUUUUAAAUUCAAUUUAUUUCACAUCAGCAAAAAAUUACUAAUUUAAAUAUAUUUUCUGCUUUAUUUUGAAAACCUUGUGUUUUGCAUGGGCAAGUAAUAUUCUGUUUUGUGAUUGCAUGCAUACACAAACAAAAAAUUAAAAACAGAGUGAAAAAUGAGAACAUUUGUAACUUACAAUUAGCUUAAAGAGAAACGUCAGCAAAAAUUUGCUAUAAUAAAUCAGAUUUUUUUUUAAAAAAAAAACAUGUAUUUGCCUUAGCAAUUGUUUAAGUGCUGACAUGAAUUAGAAAGGCUGCAUAUUUAUUUGGCUCUGAAUUAUCUCACAACAGUUGGUGAUAUUGCUUUGCAAAUGAAACCGUAUAAAAAUAAUUUUGUUCAUGUAAAAUAGGAUGUUACUGAUUCGUUUAGAAAAUUUUUUAGAAAAAAUUAGGGUAUAAAUGGAUAAUUUUUAAUAACUCAAUUUAGUAUUUAAUGCAUGCUGGAUCAAAAUCCAAAGCAGAAAUGACAAUGACCAGCAUUUUAUUUCAAGUUGGGUUUUAGUCUAAUCAAACUGGGAUGAAUAACUUGGGAGUGAUUAAAGUUAAGUAGGCCCAAGCUCAAAUUGUUGAACUGUUGUUGAAACAUUGUUAGUAUUUUGACUGGUGAAACAAAUUGAAGACAUGAGGAUAUGUGAAUUACUAUAAUCAUGAAGUGGCCGAAGUGGCAGCACAAGAGAUGAAUGGUGUAGUAAUUUGCAAACGAAAGAUCAAAACUAAAGGUCCCAAGAAACUUACCGAUGCUACUUCACCGCUUGUCAGUCCUGUAGAACCUAAAAACAUGCGCUUACUAACAGACUGCUAUUUUUUUAACCUGCGUGGAAAGUGUACACCAAAGGUUGGACAGGCUUGUCAAUACCGACAUUCAGAAAAAGCUCGAACUAAUAAUGUAGUGUGUGAAAAAUGGGAAAGCAAGACUUGUAAAAAUAUAAAUUGUCCUAAACAACACCCAGGACCGAAACCAGACAAUUCAGUUAAAACGAAGAAAGAUGUGCCAAUAACUCGAUGUAAUUCUCACAAUGCUUACAAAUGUUACAAUCAAUGCGGUCUACCAGAUUGCAAUACCCAUUUUCAAAGUGAACAAGACCUUAUUGACCAUGUUACCCAAAAUAAAGAACUUUUUUCUCCAUGUUCUGUGUGCAAUGCUGUUUUCUUCAAUAAAGAAGAGAAAAUGAACCAUUCACACAAAAAAUCAAAAGAAAGUAGAGAUGUUUUGCCAAUCAAUAUGCCCAUGAGUAGCCAUUCGGAACCAAUUGGAGUUUACUGGGACAUUGAAAAUUGCAGAGUUCCAAGAGGCACAUCAGCUGUUGCCGUGGUUAAUAAAAUUAGAGAAAGAUUUUAUCCUGGCCGACGUGAAGUAGAAUUUAUGUGUGUUUGUGACACCACAAAAGAAAAAAAAGAAAUCCUUGAAGAGUUAAAUAAAGCACAAAUUAACAUUGUACAUAUCAAUGCUACAUCCAAAAAUGCAGCAGAUGAUAAAUUAAAACAGGCCUUACGUCGAUUUGCACAGACACAUAUGCCACCUGCAACUAUUGUUCUUGUUUCUGGAGAUAUAAACUUCGCUUCGGAGCUGUCUGAUCUUCGUCAUCGACAUAAUUUACGAGUAAUACUUCUUCACAACCAACAAGCAUCGGAUGCAUUACUUAACUGUGCAAAUGAAUGUGAAAACUUUAAUCAAUUCACAAGUGGUUUACCAGCUUGUCCCAUUUACAUUCAGAAAGAAGGUUCUAAUGAAGUACUUAUUACGAAUUUGCCAUCUGGUUCAAUACACUCUGUACAUAAGAUUAAGGGUCGAUUAAACACAUUAGCUAAUAACACUGGAGGAAAAGUGAUUAGCAUAUCUCUUUUUGAUGAAUUUUCAAAGGAUAAUGUUGCUGUUAUGAGAUUUCCAGAUGUUGAUGCUGCUCAAAGAGGUGUGCAACGACUUGAUCAAGAAAAUGUUUAUGGUUCUGCUAUAAAAGCAACAUUUUAUACUGCGAAAAAGACCAAAAAUGAUAGACCAGUUGCACUAAAGAAAGAAGUAUAUAAUAAUCUAACUAAGUUAAGUUCGAAAUCCACUCCAAGCCUUUCUAAAGGUCUUUUACCACAUCAGAAGAAUGAUGUUGUGCAUAGAAGUGAAGAAAAGUUGAGAAAGAAUUUUUCGUUGACCAAAUUGCCAGAUGCAAAAGAAGAAAACCUUUUUAUAAAACCUAAGCAACUAUUGAGUCCUUUCAAAAAAGAAAAUUUUCAAGGGGGUAUUCCUUUAAAUAACAGUAUUCCUCAAAAUGGAAACUAUCAUGUCAAAAAUUUUAUUUCUGAUAAUACGUAUCCUGUUGGCUGGCUGCACAAUUCUAAUAAUACUCCACAAAAUUCACCUCAAAACGCUGGUGUGAAUAUAUUUAUUACCAACCUUGAUGAAUCAAUACAAACUAGAGACAUGAAGAAAAGACUUUGUUCUUUAGUGCGAGAACAUACCAAAGUUCUCUCCAUUACGUUGGAAAACUCUGGUGAAAAUAAUUAUUGUGCUUCUAUAAAAGUACCAUCACUUCAGGAUGCACAGCUUUGUAUUUCCAAAUUGAACAACCAGUUGUUAUUUAGCAAAAGAAUACAACUGUCCUUAACAUCUAUGAAGUUUGAAGUUUGCUCUGUUUUACAAGAUAUGUGUACUGGCUGGCUUCCAAUUAAUGACUUUCUAUCUAUUUUUAAAGACCGUUACCACUAUCCGUUUCAUGUACCAAAAUUUGAUGAAAUGAAGGAUAUUGUUUAUGUUGAUGGUUGCCCUGGAUUUCAAUUUGUUUGCUUGUUACACUUUCCUGUUGGUGUAUUAAAAGUCAAACAACAAGGGAAUGACUUUGGCUUAGAAAUUAUGGAAAUCUUAAAGGAGCACAACCGACGUGUGCCAUUUGCUAGCAUACCAGGCUUGUAUUGGAGUUAUUUGAAGAAGCAGAUACCUCUGGAUGAAAAUGGCGAACUUCUUGUUAAGAUUGUUCUCAACAAACAGAUCUGUCUCUUUGGUAAUACUCCUGCACAACAAGCCAUAUUCUUUAAAAAAUCGAAAGAAAAAGGCUCAAUAUUUCCAUUAGAAGAUUUUCGCAAUGACCUUGUUGGUUUAUUAAAAGUUUCGCCGUUGUUCUCUAUUCCCCUAUUAAAGUUUAUUCCGUUAUAUCACCAGUUUUUUGGAAGACAAUGUUGCACAGCUGAUUAUGGAUAUAAGGAUCUCAACGAACUACUCCUUGCCAUAGCUGAUACAAUUGAGAUUAAUGCAAUGUCUGGUCAGAAAAUGAUAACAUUCACUUUGGGGUACCGACAACAAAUGGUGAACGAUGAGCUCCACAUGUUACUUCAAGCUAGAGAGAAACACAAACUUCCGGUCAGCAGUUUGGUCACUGCUUAUUAUCGAUUCUUUGGACGUAAACUUUUUUGUAGAAAUUUUGGGUUUCCAACGAUGACUGAAUUGUUAAAUUCACUUGAAAAGAAGUUCAAGGUGUCUGGAACUGGAGACAAGAAAGUCUUAACAUUACAUCAGAACAAACCAAAUGGUGGACAUAAACCGUUAAAAUUGUUUGCGAAUGAAGUAUCUUUGUUGAUAAAGAAUCAACCUGACAAGCGUCUUGGCUUGCAUAACCUCUCGUCAGAAUACUACAAGUACUAUGGAAAGCAAUUGAAACUGGCAGAAUUGGGCUUUUCCAAACUUAAUGAUUUAGUGACUGCUAUAUCUGAUUAUGUGGAGAUUUGUGGUAGUCGUGACCAGAAAAUGCUUUACAUAUCAGAGAACCGCCCAAACUUCAAAUCGUUAUGGAGAGAAGUUGAGUUACUUUUGGCUGAUAUACCAGAAAGAGCUGUUCUUCUGCUCCAGCUACCUGACUUUUACCAAGAAAAACUCUUAAAGCCAUUUCCAUUAGAUUCAGUUCAAAUGAAUAAAUUCCUGAAAAACAUCCCUUCCAACUUUCUUACUAUUGGGAAAGGCGCUCACAGAAUAGUUAUUGAAAAUAAUGCAGAAAAUUAUUCUCGACACCUACUAAACGAACAAAUGAUGCACCUACUCUACAGCACCGAACACUUCAAACUGUCAGUUUCCAAGUUGUCGAAACUUUUCUCGGAAAAAAACAUUCAUGUCAAUGUAGCACGUAUUAAUGCAGAGGUGGCUAGGAGUGAAUAUUUCCAACGCACGAAGGAUAGGUGUGUGCAAUUAAUGCCAACGAUAGCAAGAAAAAUGUUCGAAAUGGAAGCCAGCACAAUUCUUGCACAACAAGCUAACCAGAAAAUGGAAUUGAAUAACUUUCAGAAUACAUUCACGAGGAAAUAUUCAAAAGUUUUGUAUCUUGCUGACUAUGGCGUGUCGAAGUUGCGAGCGCUGUUCGAAAAUUUGAGUCCUGGGAUUGUACAGGUGAACAAUGUUGGAAGUCAACAUUGGGUAUCGCUUGGUCCCCUGGGAAGAUUAUACACAGAAUGUGGAGCUGUGUUGGAAGAAAAUGAUGGCGCACUGCUGUUGUGCAACUUCGCGCCCGAAUAUCAACGAAAGUAUAACAUACAUUUGAAAGCCACUUCUUAUAACUUUUCAAAAAUCAGUGAUUUGCUGGAAAGUUUGUCUCCCAUUUUAAAAGUUUAUGGCGAAAAAAACAAAAAAGUUGUUGUUCUAAAGGAUCGAGUUUUGAAUCCAAGAGAAGUUGUGGAGGAUGUCGAUAGCCAAACACAGUCUGGUUCUGAUAGUGAUAGCGGUACUGAUGUUAUCAUUGAAAGUGAAGAAUUUGAAAACAAUCCGUCCGCUUCAACUACACCGACAAGCAACGAACGUUCGGUAGUUGUGGAGACUGAAGAUCUUCUUAAAUUUUCGGAUCAAGUAAAAGACAGCAGCUUAGAAUGGUGGAUGGAGCCAGUUCCUGAUAUACUUGAGCCUGCUCUGCAACCAGAGCUGACUCAAACUCCUACUGGAAUGGACUUGAUAUCUUUCACUGAAUUUGAUGACGAUGCUUUGCUGAAUGGGGGUCUUGAUGAAAAGAUUGUGGCUGUGUCACAAGAAUUAUCUAAUCCACUCAUUCCGCUAAACGCAACUGACUCCGAUAACUUUGUUGAUCACAUGUUUAGUGGAGACAUCCCUGCUGCUGCAGCUGAUCAACAGGAGCCGGAUCUAAUGCGAAUGCUUUUGGGCCGUUGCUCGCCUGUAACUGACGUUCUCUUACCCAGGCCUCUCCAUGCUGAAGAACGAUCAGUGACGGAUAGUAAUAACGUCUCAAGUGUGUCUGAAACGUAUAGUUUUUACCCUGCGUUGGAAAGCACGGAGCGUGGUUCAUACACCACCGCAUUGCAUGAUGUCUUUUCCAACAAGGAGAAUGUGACUACUCAACCGACACGUGUACGUCCAAAACUUGCUGCGAAUUUCAACAAACAGUAAGGUUUGCGCGGAAAUCUAAAAUAUAUCUCAAUUGUCAAUAUUGGCUGACGGAUAUAUCUUUAAUCUCUUUUGGUGAACUAUUGAUGAGAUGAUGGAAUUACGUUAUCAUCUUGUUCAUGUUUCGUUGCGUACAGUGUCGUUGGAAAUAACAGUACUAAAACAUGCGUUUAAUUUCCGCGCACUUUUUAUUUAAACCGUAUGAAAUUUCCUAUGAUAGAGUACCGUACCGAAAAAAAUGGGGGGAGGAAAUGCUGGGUGGGGGGCUGGGUGGGUAUUUAGUACUCUGGAGUUAUUGGGAACAGAUACGUAGUAGUAAUAAUAUACAGUAGAAGUCAUGUAAAUCGAACACGUGAGUACCCAAUAGUAAGUUCGAAUUGCAUGAUUUUCAGAAACAUAUAUGUAGACAAUCUUUUUUUCUUUGGAUCACGAAACUUUUUUUAAUUAUGUACUUCAAACUACGAGAAUUUCACAGAGUUGAUGUCAAAAUUUCCGAUUCUGAGAAAUUGGAAUUAAUAUAUAUGGCGUAAUUUGGAUACGGAAAUAAACGGUUUCCCAUCUUUGUUUGGCUCAACGCUCAAUGCAAGACUUUUGUUUAAAUUUUGUGUUUAUCUCGAUCAUGUUUCCUCUGGUUUAAAUGUUAUUUUUCUUUAUAUUGACAUAUACUUUAUAACAUUAGUUUAUUAUUUUUUCCUCGCCCCUUUUUAAGUUGUGGAACACCUCUUUUCACAAUAUGUAGUUCUGGUUGCUGUAGUAUGUCGUUAUUUCGUAGCGACAACCUACAAACUACCUAAAAGGGUAUCUGACCUCAUAAAAGUUUCCAAACAUUUUAAAAAAAAUUUUUAGCUAUUAAAUUUAUAGAGUUAAAGAGUAUAAAAGUUUAUUUUAUUUCCACGUUUUUACAAAUUACUUUGUUGUGAUAAGAAUUUAUCGCAUCCAGCAUACGCGUUUUUCAUAAGAAACCUACUUAUACGAAACUUCGUACUGUAUUCGGAAAAAUUCUGUUCAAUAGGCUUUUCACGGAAAACGGUAUGCUAAAGUGUCGGAUGCAGUAGUUAUUUUCGAUCAUGUUUAUGUAAAGAGCUGUAAUUUGAUAUAUAGUGAUAUGAGUUAUAGUCUAUACGGCUUGUAUUUUUUUUAAGAUGUCAGGUAAAAGCAUGGAUAAAAUUACGAGAUUAUUGCUGUCAUGAUCACACUUACUUUAAUUUACUGUUAUCAAUUACAGUAGUUUUCGAAUAAUUCGUAUGUCUCCACCCACAAGUAAACUGGAUUUCAUCCUUACAUAUUCAGUUAGCAUCCGUGCUUUUACUUACUAAGAUAUUUUUUAUUUGAAAUGUUAAGAGUUUAAAUGUUUUGUUUAAGAGAUGAGUUUAUGUAGAUUGUGGUUUUGUUUUUUAUUUACAAUAUACAUCUUUAGUUGAGAUAAUGUUACGUUUCAAGCGGACUAAUGCGUGACAAAUUGACGAUCGUGAAAAAUUGACGAACCCGAGUAGCUUGUCUGGAUGGCAGAAAAUAUUGUUAAAAACGCGAAAUACCCAUGUUUUUUUGAAAACUUUCGCGGUAUGUCCGCGAUUGAAGAAAAAUGUAAGAAAAGCAACUCAAUAGAUCACAAGUCACUUUCAAUCAAUGAUUGACUUUCAAAGUCAUUGUGCCCUUCGGUUUAUUUGUAUUUACAAGUCGGCACUGUAAUUGCGAUGACCCUCUCUAGAGAUGGCCACCUGAACUAUUCUCGCUUUCAGGACUCUUUGAGAUAAACUCGAAAGUAGCUCUGCACCUGGUCACGUGAUGUUUUUCCGCGAAAGAUUGUAAUGAGCAUUUGUAUGUAAACAAACAUGGCGGUGGAGACACGAAGGAUCGAAGUAUGCUCGCACGUUUGAUUAUGCCGUGACAGAGUUUAAAGCAGAUGAUAUUAAAGGCUAUAUAAUUCGGCUUCCUUUUUUAACAAGGUAUUAAACUCAAAGAGCGGUGGGGACAGGAAUGCACCUAAACAUUGUUUUUUUGGAAUUGCUUAGGGAAACGAUUGUAUUUUUUAAUUGUACUUUUUUCAGAUAUUUGACAAAUUAAAGGCGACAGAUCGUUUCUGUGGCGCGGUAUUUUUUUGCCCCCCUAUCGAUGCCGACAAUGCAAUUCCAGCCCCAAUGUCUAGAGGUGCGGGCGUCGCAAAAUUGAGGCGACAAACCUUGUUACUUUGGCCGGAAAAUGUUACUUUUGACAAAGUAUUGUGUGUAAUUCGAGGCGACCAAUUCAGAACUUUCGCACAGAAUUUUUCUAGCGCUCCUUUCCGAGAGCGGCAGUUUAAAUUCGCAUUUUGACGAGCAUGAUAAACCAACCUCGAUUCCAAUACAUGUUUUCUCCUUUUGCAUAUCGUAUCAAUAAGCGCAGCGCUGAUGAGAGACAAAAUGCCCUGAGAACGAGGUUGCAUGAUUAACGUUUCUAUGCAAAUCCAUCAUUAGAAAAGCUAUUUCAUUAUUAAAAUAUUUGUACUUGUCACACAUAACACACCAGCUUUGCUUUCGAAGAAAAAAAGGCGUAUUUUAGGAUGUACUAUUACCAUGCAGUUUCUGAGGCCGGUAGCGUAGAACACAAACUUCAAAAUGCGGCUUAACUCUUAGGGAGGCAGAACUGAAAAAAUUUACGCCGAAAAACUCGAUUUACUCGCCUCCAUAUUUUUCGACGCGCCUCUCUAAAUAGGGAGGGGGGCUUGAAUUAAAAAGUGGCAAAAGAUUGCGCUGAAAGCAGUACAGUCUAAAACAAAUUUUUUACUAGUUAAAGUUUUUGUGAUUGAUGAUUUACCAUUUCAUUAAUCGAAAAAAGAGCUAAUUAUCAAAAUUAGAUAUCCUUACCCCUCCUCCCCGCCGGCUCUUUGUUUUGCGAGAAGAAAUAGAAAGAGAACAAAAAGCCCUAGGAUCGAGGUUGGUUUUCCCAACAUAUUGUGAAGUCACUACUUUUUAUCGCUCCCUAUGUCUUAUAAAAUAGAGAGUCCGUGACGACAAGUUAUAAAGGGGGAAGGCACAAUGUUGUUUUAAUUUAAAUUUUAGUGUUGCCACGGAAACUGUUUCCUGCAAUAUUUUGUUGUCAGGAAACACGCCUUCUCCCUUUUAUGCCUCGUCAACCUCGUCCCUAGGCCCAUUUUUCUCUUUUUGACGGUCUCGGACGGCGAGAAGAAAUGAUUUCUUCGCGCCGUCUCGGAUAUCAAAAAAGCGAAAAAUUGCCCUGGGAACGAGGUUGAUGCCUCGUUGUAGGAGCAUAUCGUCAUUUCGUUCACAAGUUUUGAUACUUUAUUUUGAAUUUUUUUCCAGAAAUACCCCCACCGUGCAUGAAUAAUUAGCGUUUCCCAAGGUGUAGCAAUAAUGUAAUCUAAAUAUUUAUGUUGAUUAUUUUUGGUACGAUAUUUUCUCGAAUCUCCUCCCUAGAAAACCUAUGCUAAGAGAACGACAUAUCAUCGAGGUGUUUAAGAACGAAACUUGUUCACACGUUUUUACUUUGACUUUUUUUUAGCCCUUUGCAUUUUUCGCCCAACAUUUUUCAUUUUCUACAUACAGGGCGUUAGUUUAGCCCCGGGACGUAUUUUUUUUAAAGGAUAGUAGAAGCGCUGCGAGGGAGAUCUAUGAAUGGAGUUGUAUAAUUGUACACUGGCCACGUGGGGUUUAUUAUUCUCAUUACUGUUUAGUAUUGUUUUUACACCUGUUACAAACCUGUGCAGUACCCCCUGUACUUCAAUUUAACCAAGUAACAAACAAUAAUCAAGAUUCAAACAUCAGGGGGCAAGAUUUGUUAAAAUAUUCAAAAUAAAACUGUAAUAUGGACCCCCGGAUUGUUUGUGUUACUUGGCAUAAUUUCUAUUGUCACUAAUAAUAAAUAGGGGGUAAAACUAUUGAAUCAUUCUCAAUAUUAUUAACAUUGCACGUUUUUCAUGUGGUCCUUUUAUAAAGACGUUUGCGGUUAAAAGAAGAUCUUUCCUCCAUAUCUAGCACUGUUUUGAAAUUGUUUCUAAUCUGGUGUUAAAAUCACAUUCAAGAUGGCUUGUUACAAUGUUAUUAUUAUGUGUGUUGUUGCAAUGCUGGCCAGAGAAGUAUCGUGUGUUGACACAACAACAGAAUCAAAUUCAGGUA
Molecule: messenger RNA, 13615 nt
Organism: Hydractinia symbiolongicarpus
Lineage: Eukaryota; Metazoa; Cnidaria; Hydrozoa; Anthoathecata; Hydractiniidae
Product: meiosis regulator and mRNA stability factor 1-like
Exons: 24
Coding region: 4815-9506 (1563 amino acids)
Biological process (GO): post-transcriptional gene silencing
Cellular component (GO): peroxisome; cytoplasm
Molecular function (GO): CCR4-NOT complex binding; mRNA base-pairing post-transcriptional repressor activity; RNA nuclease activity
Source: RefSeq, a predicted model, not a curated record